UCGUCGUUGAACACACUGACGAACAAUCUCCUGGUGAUCCUCAAAAUUGUGAUGAAUUUUGUGUCACUACUGAAUUGAUACGUGAAAGAUUUGUAGCAGAGAAAUGCAAAGUAGAUGAUUGCCGGAGUGAAAAUAAACGCGACUAGAAGCUGAUUAUUCAACCACCAUCAUUUUUAUCACUCAUUAAAUUAUCGCACAAACGACAAUGUCACGAGAUUACGAGAGCCGGCGACGCAGUAGUACCAGUGGAUCCAGCAAAAUGCGAAUGGACACGAGUGUAUCACAAUCUAGACCACACACAGAGACGUCAUCAAAUAAACGUAAAGAGAUAGAUAGCGUGAUGCGGAAGGCACGUGAAUCACAGUCAAGUUAUUGGAAUAAAAAAUUACUCGAAGCUGAAGAACGUGAUCCUAAUCGAUGGCGUCAUAGUGGCUACAAAGAAUUGUAUGUUGGUGGCACAAACAGUGGAGAGACAAGCAGAAGCCAUCCAAGAAGCCCAAAAAGUCCUCGUCCACGCAGUCCUCAUAGUCCUCGUGCCCGUAGUCCAAAGUCACCACGAGAACGUACACACACAAGGACCAGACCGGCGCGAAGUCCGAGCUCCGGAAGCACCUGCUCGGAUCGCUCGUGUUCCGUUUGUUCACCGAGGGAACGUCGUCGCGUUGUACCGCAAUCACGUUCUCGAUCGAGAUCGAUAUCGCCCGUACGACAACGAGCACACCCGAAGGAAAUAGUCGCGUCGAGUUCGCGGGCGGUAGUACCUCGUACAAAACCGAGGCCACCACCACCGAUGCCGCGGCCGCGUACACCACCACCAGAACCACUGCCACCGUCCAAACAUCAAAAGGAAUAUAAGGUUCUUAAGGAAAAAGAAUCUACCAGGACACGUCGCAAGGAAAAACAUCAGAGCAGCAGUAGGGUUCCUGAAGAUCCCAGAGUUUCUGAACCUAUUCCAUUGAUGCGGAAGCCUGUGAAAAUUGAAAAAACUCAUUCAAGUCAUUCACAAACAUCAACUCAUAUUCAUCCACCACCAGCAGAAUCAUCAUGUAGUGAAGAUAGUGAUACUUCGUCUAAUGUUUCUCAAGUUGGUCCACCGAGGAUGACAUUAUCUGAAAGAUUUGGAAAAAUGGCACAAUGGAGUGUUGACAGACGAGACAUGGAGAACAUGCGUAUUACAAAAGACGGUGAAAAUGCAAUGAAAGUUGUAAUCGAAGGUGAAGAAAGAGCAGCUCGCUUAGGAUAUGAUUCACCACCUCCAGGUCAUUAUCCCGAAACUCUUCUUGCUCAAGGACCGAGAGGACUUGACUGUUGGGAUGAUGUACGAGUUAGAUAUGAUUAUUACAAAGCUCGAGGGUAUCUUCGAGAUUUAACUCUUGAUGAUUAUGUCAAAUGGGAGGAAUGGUGGUACAAAUAUCAAGAAUGGCUAGAAGCUGAACGCUACUAUGAACAAUGGGCUACAUCAGGUGGACAUCGUCCUGGUGGUGGAAGAAAACGCCGUGGAAGACGCAAUAAUGUUAAUCAUUAAAAAGUUCUUAUCAUUUCAAAUAUAUAGCUUUUCGAUGUCGUGUCAUUUAAUGUCAUUAAAAAAAAUACAUGAGUUAACUUCAA
Chelonus insularis is the source of this 1608-nucleotide messenger RNA. RefSeq names its product serine/arginine repetitive matrix protein 1. The record is from RefSeq and is a predicted model, not a curated record. The coding region runs from base 206 to 1525 and encodes 439 amino acids. NCBI's taxonomy places the organism in Eukaryota, Metazoa, Arthropoda, Insecta, Hymenoptera, Braconidae. The transcript is spliced from 5 exons.